This is a messenger RNA of Coffea arabica (coffee), 2247 nucleotides long. RefSeq lists its product as uncharacterized. NCBI's taxonomy places the organism in Eukaryota, Viridiplantae, Streptophyta, Magnoliopsida, Gentianales, Rubiaceae. The record is from RefSeq and is a predicted model, not a curated record.
UCAGAAAAAAAAAAAAAAUCAGUUAACAGUCUUGAACUCGUCAGUCGUCACAGGCUCACAGCUCUUAUCUUCAAAUCUUCAGCAUUUGGAUCGAUUUGGAAACCUCUCUCUUCCUCGAUUCUCGUUCCUCUUAAAAAAAAAUUAUCCAAUUCGCAAAAUUAUUUUUACUGCACACAAUUUUUUCCAGCUCGGCAAGCUACCCGAAAAGUGAAGAAAUCUAUACCCUAGUUUUAGUCUGAAACCCUAAUUUUCCAAUCCGAGAGUAGGAAUUAAUACCCAGCGAGCUAAAAGAAUUCUGGGUUCUUUUGCAUUUGUUCCAGUUCUAAGCUGUGAAUCGGAUAUCCUUGGCUCAGCUCUGCGGCUGGUAUUCGAAAUUUAGGAUUUUGGCUUAUUUAGUUGGUUUUGGGAUACUGAUCUGAGUGUGAGAAUUAUGAUUUGUUCGUUUCGGUUAAAUAAUUUUGGGUUGCUGAAGUAUUGGCGGAGGUUUGGUUUUUAGCUAUAUAAUCUGUUUGGUGAAUUAUUAGGUUAUAAGUAACUGGAUAUUUUGAACUGCGGAAAUGAUGUCCGUGGAGAGAUCAUUCGAUGCAUGGGAAGAGGUUCAAAGGCAUGGUCAGGAUUUAGCUGAUAGGUUAGCUCAGGGUUUUACUGGCUUGAUACAGUCUCAUAUCACUCCGCCGUCAUUUCCAUGGCCAAAUUCGCAGCCGCCUAAGCUUUUUGAUAUGGAGUUUGCAGCUCAGAAUUUUGUGAAAAGGGAUUUUGGACUUGCUGUGGACAAUUCAGCCAUUAAUGGGGUUUCUGCGAUUUUCGAUAUUGGGAAUAGGAUAGGUCAGGCUGGGGUGGAUUUUGGUGCUUGUGUUAACGGCAUGGUUCAACAGUUUUUCAGGAGGUUGCCAGUCCCAUUUCGGCAUGAAGAGAAUGUGGUGGUGUCAUUGCAGACAGAGGCUAAUAGCCAGAGGAAUGAUAUGGGUAUUAGUUUACAAGAAGAUUUGGCAUCAGUGGCCAAACGGUUUAGGGACUACGGGUUCACGGAAACUAAACUGGUUGCUGAGGGGUCUACAGAUGAAGAAAAUGCUGGUCUUAAUGUGAAGGCAUCAAAACUCUUUGGUAGAUCACAGGGUACCAUUAAUGUUACGUCGACAUAUGAAAGUAGGACACGAAGUGUAGAAAGCUCUUUGGUGGCGAGGGGGGACUUGUGGAGAGUUGAGGCAUCACAAAGUAGUUCUACAUCUCGGAACGAUAAUUCGCUGUUCCUCGUCCAGCUCGGUCCAGUUCUUUUUGUUCGUGAUUCAACACUUCUUUUGCCAGUUCACUUGUCAAAGCAACACUUGCUUUGGUAUGGCUAUGACAGGAAGAAUGGAAUGCAUUCACUAUGUCCAGCGAUGUGGUCUAAGCAUAGGAGGUGGCUCUUGAUGUCAAUGAUAUGUCUCAAUCCUUUGGCCUGUUCAUUCAUGGACUUACAGUUUCCGAAUGGCCAAAUAACCUAUAUAUCUGGCGAGGGCAUAUCUACCAGUGCUUUUCUGCCUCUUUGUGGAGGUCUUCUUCAAGCUCAGGGUCAAUAUCCAGGAGAGAUGAGGUUCAGUUUCUCUUGUAAGAAUAAGCUGGGGACAUGCAUUACACCUAUGGUGCAGUGGCCUGAUAAGUCAUUCUCCCUGGGCCUGGCACAGUCUUUAGCUUGGAAGAGAUCUGGGCUCAUGGUCAGACCAACCAUCCAGUUCAGUUUGUGCCCUACAUUUGGUGGAAGCAAUCCUGGAUUGCGAGCGGAAUUUACACAUAGUCUGAAGGAGGAACUAAGCCUCAUCUGUGGCUGCGCACUUGUUGAUCGUCCUUCUGCAUUUGCAUCAGUUUCUCUUGGCAGGUCCAAGUGGAAUGGAAACGUUGGCAGCUCAGGGAUAGUUGUCAAAGUUGAAACUCCUUUGGGUGAUGUUUGCAGGCCGACCUUCUCUGUUCAGUUGAAUAGUGGAAUCGAGUUGUAAAGUUUCUGAUAGGUUUAUCGAAGUUUUGUACAGACUCCGGAUUGUCCUUUCUUCUAGAAGCACAGCCUCAUCACAAUGCCCUAACCCCCCCCGCCCCCUCUCUCUCCUUGACCCCUCUUUAAAAGAGCCAAAGAAGAAAAAGAAAAAAAAAGAAUUAGGAGGAGGAAAUACAGGAAUAAAUAUUUGUGUAGAAAAUUGUAUAUAUCUCAUUGUGCAUGAUUGUCCUUUGGAAUGCCAAGAUUGACCUUCAUCCUAAUGUGUUUAUUACUUUGUA